This is a messenger RNA of Ciona intestinalis (vase tunicate), 1871 nucleotides long. The record is from RefSeq and is a predicted model, not a curated record. NCBI's taxonomy places the organism in Eukaryota, Metazoa, Chordata, Ascidiacea, Phlebobranchia, Cionidae.
GGUGUUGACUGUUUUAUUUUUUUAGGGAAUCUCAGUUUCUUAAGCUCUUUACAAGUUUUAGUUCCAAUUUUAGAAUAUUUAUUCCACAUCUUAAUAAUGCCAGAAACGAUGAUCAGUCAAAACGGUUUCAAUGGUGAUGGUCAUGAAGAAGAAACAUUUCUUUUCACAUCUGAGUCUGUGGGGGAAGGUCACCCAGAUAAACUAUGUGACCAAGUGAGUGAUGCUAUACUUGAUGCCCAUUUAGCCAUCGAUCCAAAUGCAAAAGUUGCAUGUGAAACCUUUGCAAAGACUGGCAUGGUUUUAGUUGGUGGCGAAAUCACAUCAAAAGCGGUUAUCGAUUACCAAAAAGUCAUUCGUGAUACUAUUAAACACAUCGGUUAUGAUGACUCAAGCAAAGGCUUUGAUUGCAAAACCUGCAACGUUCUCCUUGCUGUUGAGCAACAGAGUCCGGAGAUUGCUGAUGCUGUUCACAUCGGGAAGAAAGAGGAAGACAUAGGAGCCGGGGAUCAGGGUCUUAUGUUCGGUUAUGCAACAGAUGAGACAGAGGAAUGCAUGCCACUCACUGUCACAUUAGCCCACCGACUCAAUGAGAAACUUUCUGAACUAAGAAGAGAUGGGACUCUGGCUUGGCUGAGGCCAGAUUCGAAAACACAGGUCACCAUAGAGCAUCGUUUGGAGCACGGAGCAGUCGUCCCGAUUCGUGUCCACACCAUUGUCAUCUCCACACAACACGAUGAACAAAUCUCACUUGAAAAAAUGAGGAAAGAAAUUCUUGAAAAGAUCAUAAAAGCUGUGGUUCCCUCUCAAUAUUUGGAUGAAAAUACAAUUUAUCAUAUUCAACCAUCUGGAAAGUUUAUCACAGGAGGACCUAUGGGGGAUGCUGGUUUAACUGGGCGUAAGAUUAUUGUCGACACAUAUGGAGGGUGGGGUGCUCACGGGGGAGGUGCUUUCUCUGGUAAAGACUUUUCUAAAGUUGAUCGAUCUGCCGCUUAUGCUGCACGAUGGGUGGCAAAGUCCCUUAUAAAAGCUGGACUAUGCAGACGUGUUCUUGUACAGGUAUCUUAUGCAAUUGGAAUUUCUGAACCUCUGUCUGUUUAUGUGAGCUCAUACGGCACUUCCAAACUUCAUGAUAAAGAAUUACUGCAAGUAAUCAACGAUAACUUUGACCUCAGGCCUGGAAUCAUUGUCAGAGAAUUAAACCUUCGUCGUCCCAUCUACCAUGAAACAGCUUGUUAUGGUCAUUUUGGCCGCAAACAGUUCAGUUGGGAAACCCCGAAAACUUUAGUUAUUCGCCCCGAGAUUCAAUCUACUCUUAAAGAAGCUGGAGAUUCCCCGAUAACAAAGCGAUCCAGGCACGGAAAUACACAUUAGUAAAGCCUCAACUCCGUUGUACGCAAAAUUUUAUCAUUUUUUAAAGCAACUGAUUUUAUCCGAACAGUACAACAAUCGCCCCUUGGCAAUUUUUUACAUGCAGUCACAUUCCCGAUAGUAUAAGCUUUCUCAAUCCAAGGUUUGUUUUUAUUUUCCGUGAUGAAGUUGGGCAUGUUAAGUCAUCUUACCUACACGGAAUAUGUGUGUUACUUUUUACGCUUAACACGAGUACGUUGGAACUAGGGGUCUUGAUUGUUUUUCAUAUUAUUCAUUUAAUCAAUUCCCAUUUUUGUUGGCCCUUUCUCAUCUCCAGCUGCUUUGCAACAAGUUGUACAUAUAAUAUUUUGUUUGCUUUCAUGUAUCGCGAUUUAUAGUUUUGGUUGUACAGUACAUUAAACUGGUGGUAUAAUCGCUUCCAGGUGAAUUAACAUUAUGGUUUGCUUAUACGCAGCAACAGUGUAUGUUCGACUCCAAUAGAAAAUAAAUGUUAAAUCGUUGCA